UUAUUUUGAAUUAUUGUGAUAUAUAUUAUUAGAUUUAAAAAAAUAUGGCAACAUAUAGCAAGAGUGUGUUAGAUGCCCUAACAGAAAAUCCUGCCCGGCUUUUUGUUGAUUUUUUAAAAUUUCUCGAAUCUACACAGCCCACCACUGUUCCUUCUACAUCUGCUAUAAGGGUUACAUCUUCAGCACCUACUAUAACUAUUUCAUGUGUUCAACCUUCUGCUGAGCUAACCUAUCAAGACUACCUAUUAUAUAGGUCCCAGCAUCCUGGACCCACCAGCAAUAGUUCAUUUAAGCGAUGGGUCCGGUUAGGAGGAAAGGACCAUAAUUUUUUUAAAUGGCCCUAUCAUCCUCCUAACAAGGGUGCUGGGAGCCGCAGCAGAAGGGGAGGUGAUCGAGGUCGUGGAAGUGGAGGAAGCAGAGGGAGAAGAUGGAAUGGUGGCAGCCAAGUGGUUCAUGGACACUAUUAAAAUUAUUAGGCACCACCAUUCCUUUUUUUUUUUAAAUAUAUAUUUAGUUUCAGCAAGUCUAUUUUCCGUUCUUUUUCCAAUUUAUACAAUUAUCAACAUUUGCAUUAUAUUUUUUCAAAUUUUCACCCAAAAAAAUUUAAAAGCAAAACAUUGCAAUAGUCCCAAUGAAAUACUUUUUACACUUUUAAAAGUUGUAUUAUAUAAAUUUGUAAAGUUUACACUAUAGAUAGAUGUGAACCUUUCAAUAGAAUUAGGUUUUUUUUUAAGACUCUGUAGCCCACGUUAAAUGUAAUUUUAAAUCUAUGUGUAAUAUUUCAA
Molecule: messenger RNA, 785 nt
Organism: Hydra vulgaris (swiftwater hydra)
Lineage: Eukaryota; Metazoa; Cnidaria; Hydrozoa; Anthoathecata; Hydridae
Source: RefSeq, a predicted model, not a curated record